UUCUUCUGAUCUGAACCACUAUAUUUAAUAUCCUCUCUCAAUCAAUGCAUACAUACAAGUAGUAACCAAAUACAUGCCCACCACCUACAACUCAUUCAUCAACACAACCAAAACACCACAUUAGUAUAGUCCUUUUCUUGCAAUCCCAGUCACAAAGAUAAUCCAAAUUUUCUUGUCUGCUUAACCCUUCCUGUGAUAAUCACAGUCUAUCAUCAUUCAUAAUCCUCACUUUUUGGUUUCUUAAAGUUUCUUUAAGUUCAGUGUUAGUAACUUAUUAGCUUGCUUACCAGAUAUAUAUAUAUAUAUAUACACACAUACACUUCUGCAAGUUUGUGUAUAAGCUAGCAAGAUGGGAGUUGCAGGAACUCUGGAAUUCUUGUCUGAUUUACUUAGCAGUGGCAAGAGAAGCAGGAAGAAGAAGAAGCAGAUGAACACAGUGUCCAUCAAGAUCAGAAUGGAUUGUGAAGGUUGUGUGCGUAAAGUCAAGAAAGUUCUAUCUGGAGUCAAAGGUGCAAAGUCAGUGGAUGUGGACUUGAAGCAGCAGAAGGCAACAGUGACAGGGUUUGUAGAUGCAAAGAAAGUGAUGAAGGCAGCAAAAUCAACAGGGAAGAAGUUUGAGCCAUGGCCAUAUGUGCCCUAUGCAAUGGUGGCCCACCCAUAUGUGGCUGGGGUUUAUGACAAAAAGGCACCCCCUAAUUUUGUGAGGGCCACCAAUGAUCCAGCCAUUGUCAAUUUGAAUCCAGUGGAAGAACAGUUCACUCUUAUGUUCAGUGAUGAAAAUCCAAAUGCAUGUUCCAUCAUGUAGCCACCUAGCUACCUAUAUAUCUAGGUCGUUUCAAUUCAUAUAUGUAAAUUAAAGCCAAAGUUUUAGGGAUUUUCUAUUUGUAUAGUAGCGGGUUUGAAUUUGAAUUUUGAUCUAUCGUAUUGUAAGGUCAUAUAUAUGAAAAUAAU
This is a messenger RNA of Ipomoea nil (Japanese morning glory), 951 nucleotides long. Its product is annotated as heavy metal-associated isoprenylated plant protein 24. The record is from RefSeq and is a predicted model, not a curated record. NCBI's taxonomy places the organism in Eukaryota, Viridiplantae, Streptophyta, Magnoliopsida, Solanales, Convolvulaceae. The transcript is spliced from 2 exons. Bases 350 to 805 code for a protein of 151 amino acids. Gene Ontology annotation, molecular function: metal ion binding.